This is a messenger RNA of Mucor mucedo, 1161 nucleotides long. Its product is annotated as ribosome biogenesis protein Nop53/GLTSCR2. The transcript has 3 exons. The coding region runs from base 1 to 1161 and encodes 386 amino acids. The record is from RefSeq and is a predicted model, not a curated record. Gene Ontology annotation, molecular function: 5S rRNA binding. NCBI's taxonomy places the organism in Eukaryota, Fungi, Mucoromycota, Mucoromycetes, Mucorales, Mucoraceae. Gene Ontology annotation, cellular component: nucleolus. Gene Ontology annotation, biological process: rRNA processing; ribosomal large subunit assembly.
AUGUCUGGAACUAUCCAAAAGAAGAAGACCCAAACCAGCCGUAAGGGUAAGAAGGCAUGGCGCAAGAAUGUCGACAUUACAGAUGUAGAAGAAGGACAAGAGGAAUUACGUGCCAUUGAAAGAAUUGUCGGUCAUAACAAAGAAUUGAAGAACGAAGAACUCUUUACCAUUGAUGUUGCUGGUGACACUAGUGUCAAACGCCGACUUGCAAAGGAUAAACCUCUCCGUGUCGAAGAAAUUUUAGAUCAACGUUCUGCAGUACCUGCUGUCAAGUCUAAAAAUGCUUUUAAAAAGGUCGAAAUGACCAAUGUCAUCGAGUCAAGACAUGAAUAUAAAAAUGUUGACAGAAUUUUGAAGCGCAAGGACCAAGUUCCUAUCAAAGUUAGUCAUAAAAAGAGAGUCAAGAUCUCAACGGACAAAUCAUAUGAUCUCUGGGAUACACCUGUCGAAGCACCUAUUUUACCUGAUACCGGCUUUUUGCCAGUAAAGGCCAAAUUAAGAGUACCAAAGACAGUAACUGAAAAACCUGCUGGAUUAAUUCAUAUUGCUGCCAUUGCCACACCUGAAGGUGGACAUUCUUAUAACCCUAAUGUUGUUGAGCAUCAACAAUUAUUAGCUAAGGCUAAUGAUGCUGAAGAACGUAAAGUCGAAAUUCUUAAGAAGCUCCAGGAACAAUUAUCUUACAGAGAAGAACUCAAGCAACUUGCCGGUGAAUUGUCUGCUACUGAAAUUACAGCUGAAGGAAAAAUUAUCUCUACCAGCGUUGACGAUGAUGAAGAAGAAGAGGAUUUGGAAGACAAACCCACAGAUGAUAAAGCAACAAAGAAGCGUAAAGCGGCUGAGCGUAAAACUCGUUCGCAACGUCACAAAUCUCAUCGUCUGGCUACAGAAGAAUUAACAAAGAAACAAAAAUUACAAGAACGUGCUAUUCGUCAACAAAUUGAUAAGCUUCGUGAAAUUGAAGCUGAAAUUAAGACUAGAAUUGAAGAUUUAGAUAAUAUUGCCGAGAAGAGAGACGAACGCAAGAUUGCCGAAGAAAAGAAGGGUAUCAAGAAGUUGGGUAAAUAUGUCGUCCCUGAAUUACCUGUUGACUUCCAAUUGACCGACGAAUUAUGUGAAACUCUUCGUCAAUUAAAGGUAAACAAAACAAAACAAAAUUGA